Molecule: messenger RNA, 2357 nt
Organism: Cannabis sativa
Lineage: Eukaryota; Viridiplantae; Streptophyta; Magnoliopsida; Rosales; Cannabaceae
Product: DNA-(apurinic or apyrimidinic site) endonuclease 2
Exons: 9
Coding region: 342-2189 (615 amino acids)
Biological process (GO): base-excision repair
Cellular component (GO): nucleus
Molecular function (GO): zinc ion binding; double-stranded DNA 3'-5' DNA exonuclease activity; DNA-(apurinic or apyrimidinic site) endonuclease activity
Source: RefSeq, a predicted model, not a curated record
AUUAAUUUUUUGUGAUUAAGUAAAACACAUUAACGACACGAGUUUUGUCUCUUUAACAAAAACAAAAACGACAUCUAUUUUGUGUUACUUAAAAAAAAUGCAGAACGACUCGUCGUUUAAUGAGGUAAUUGAGGACAGAAAAGAAACACAUUCCAGUGAUCCACUACGCUAAAACGACAUGUCGUUUUCGGUAUCAAGUUCGCAGAAAGGAACACAAGACAAAAGCUCCCAACAACUACAACAAUGGAUCAGUCUUCCCAUUCAAUCUUUCCUCUGCUCCUGAAAAUUCCUAAUCCGUUGAGUUUAUACAAAUUCAGUAUAUAUUAUACAUAUAUUUGUGUAUGAAGAUCGUCACCUAUAACGUGAAUGGCCUGAGACCACGAAUCUCACAAUACGGUUCUCUGCUCAAACUUCUGGACUCCUUCGACGCCGACAUCAUAUGCUUCCAGGAGACCAAGCUCCGAAGGCAGGAACUCACCGCCGAUUUGGUAAUGGCGGAGGGUUACGAGUCGUUCUUUUCCUGUACUCGAACCUCCGAACGAGGCCGAACUGGCUAUUCCGGUGUUGUUACUUUUUGCCGUGUGAAUUCGGCGUUUUCGAGUACUGAAGUGGCGUUGCCAUUGGCGGCAGAGGAAGGUUUUACUGGUGUUCUUGGAAAUCCUCGUUUGGUUGCUACUGGACUCGAGGAGUUUGAGAAAGAUGAUCUUGUUAAGGUUGAUGGUGAAGGUCGUUGUGUUAUGACUGAUCAUGGUCAUUUUGUUCUGUUCAAUUUGUAUGGGCCUCGAGCUCAAUGUGAUGAUGCAGAAAGGAACGAAUUUAAGCUCAAAUUCUACAAGAUAUUGCAGAAAAGAUGGGAGUCUUUGCUGUGUGGGGGAAGGAGAAUAAUUGUUGUUGGUGAUCUAAACAUUGCACCCACUUCUUUAGAUCGCUGUGAAGCAGGACCAGAUUUUGAAAACAACGAAUUCAGAAGAUGGUUUCGAUCCAUGUUAGUGGAAAAUGGAGGCGCUUUCUUUGAUGCUUUCAGAGAAAAACACCCUGAUAGAAGGGAAGCAUACACAUGCUGGUCUCAGAGUACAGGUGCAGAAGAAUUCAAUUAUGGAUCAAGAAUUGACCAUAUUCUAUGUGCUGGACCAUGCUUGCACCAAGAGCAGGACCAGAAAGGCCACAACUUUGUAACUUGCCACUUUGAGGAGUGUGACAUAUUGACACAGUAUAAACGAUGGAAACCGGGAAAUACACUCAGAUGGAAAGCAGGACAGCGCAUCAAGCUAGAAGGCUCGGAUCAUGCUCCUGUUUAUACAAGUUUACUGCAACUACCUGACAUCCCUAAACACAGCACCCCAUCUUUAUCUGCCCGAUACAUGCCUAUGGUUUAUGGUAUCCAGCAAACUCUUGUGUCCACCUUAAUGAAAAGACAAGUUGCAAAAGAAAUUAAGCUUUCCGAAGUAUCAAGUUCAAUUCCAGAUGGAGACAUUAUUCUUGGAAGCUGUGCUGAUAGAGAUAAAAGAACUUUUGGUCUAUGUGAUGUAGCUGAUGUACCCUCCGGAAACCUUUGUUCUUCUUCAAGCCAAGGAUCUGAAGUUCUCAUUUCGACAGGAGAUAAGAUCCCAAGAGUUGCUGAUGACAAAGUUGCUUCUAUUACCUCAAUUACACCAGGGAGUAAAUACAUCAGAUCAAUGUCUAAUAACGAGCUUAAGAAAAAAGCGAAGAAAAAUCAGCAGUCCCAACUCUCAAUUAUGUCAUUUUUUCGUAAAACUUCAGUCGUUAGCAAUGGUGCUGGUGUAGAUAGUUCAACUAAUCAGGAAGAUAGUUUUGAGCCUAGUGAUCUGUCAAAUGAGCCUCUGUUGGGGGAUAGUCAGACAAAGAACCUCAGUCAGAGUGAUAGUCCUCAGCAGAUUGAGUUGGAGUCAAGUGAACCAACUUUGGAUCAGAUUGAAGUGAUUACUUGCUCUUCAGAGAAGAAUAGUGCUGCCCUACUUGAGUGGCAAAGGAUACAGCAGAGGAUGCAGAAUAGCAUCCCUCUUUGCAAGGGUCAUAAAGAACCUUGUGUUGCUAGAAUUGUGAAGAAACAAGGACCAAAUUUUGGUCGCCGAUUUUAUUGUUGCGUACGAGCUGAGGGACCUGCAUCUAAUCCUGAAGCAAAUUGUGGUUAUUUUAAAUGGGCUGCUUCAAAAUCACGGCGAAAAUGAUGAUAAUGAUUAAUAAUUUGACCUUUUAACUUUAACUAAAAGCUGCUCUCUCUCUCUUUGUUUUCCUCUUUUUUUGUCUAUUUUGCAUUGCUCAUGCUAACAACCAUGUUCUGUAAAAAUGCUAUAUUUAUCAUAUAUAUUAUUUGGCUUUUUUUUUUCUUUAACAAA